AUGCAGCUGAUUCGCAUCAGCCCACGGUUCGGCGUCAUGCUCUUGUUCAUGGUGAUCUCCGUUGUAUUUGCGAUUGUGGACAUGUGUGCGAUCCGGGUCGAGAAUCGCCUAGGCUACCCCCCGGGGAUGGAGCCGUUCUGGAAGUUGGCGUUUGUUUUCAAAUGCCUGAGCGACACCAUCAUCUUGGAUGACUUCCGAAGCGCCCUCGAUCGACUGCGCUAUCACUACCACCCGGACGGUGUGCCACCCCAGGAGACCACGCACGCUCGCGGUCGGAGCACAAACCGGCUUGUGGACCGUGUACCCGAGGCGUCUAUCAAACGCCCCGAGCCAGUAUGUCGGCCACCGGACAUGGUGUAA
Aspergillus luchuensis is the source of this 360-nucleotide messenger RNA. RefSeq lists its product as uncharacterized. Lineage: Eukaryota; Fungi; Ascomycota; Eurotiomycetes; Eurotiales; Aspergillaceae. Bases 1 to 360 code for a protein of 119 amino acids. The transcript is spliced from 2 exons. The record is from RefSeq and is a predicted model, not a curated record.